Molecule: messenger RNA, 806 nt
Organism: Saccoglossus kowalevskii
Lineage: Eukaryota; Metazoa; Hemichordata; Enteropneusta; Harrimaniidae
Product: transmembrane emp24 domain-containing protein 7-like
Source: RefSeq, a predicted model, not a curated record
UCACAAGGUUGUAACCAUAUUUUCAUACAAUCCACUCAAAAACUGGCUCCUUCUGUUUUGAUAGAAGAACUGUUGUUUUUUGUCCCUAUCACCUGGAAUUCAUAAUGGUGUUUUAUGUCGUAGUUUGCUGGGUGAUGUUAGGACACGUUGCCGGGCAACAGGUUGUACGGAGUGAAAAAUAUGACUCGGAUGUCCCCACACUUAGUCCAAAGGAAGAUAAGACGUCAGCUUUAACCUUUGAACUACAGGACGCCGACGACUUGUGUUUCUAUGAACAAUUUGUCACUGGAGGAAAAUACGUAUUCGAGUAUCAAGUUUUAAAGGGCGGGAAACUUGACGUCGAUGUUCUUAUAACUUCUCCACGUGGGAAGCAUGUAUACGAAGGAAAGAAACAAAAAUCAGACAAGACAGUCUUCGAUACCGGGAAUGGUAUUUUCAGUUUCUGUUUCAGUAAUCGCUUCUCGGCUUUCACCCAUAAAAUAGUGUAUUUCAGCCUACGUUCGCAAAACAUUGCGUCGCUUGCGGCGAGAGCAGGUCGUUUACGGCGGCCGACAGUGAUGACGUCAGUGGAAGCCAGCAUGGAACAAAUCAACCAGGACUUACAAGAGACACUCGAGUAUCAAACUGCGUACCGACUCAGAGAACUUUCGGGCAGGUCCUUUGCUGAAGACAUGUCAUUGAGUGUUUUAUCUUGGUCGGUGAUAUGUGCAGUUCUUAUAUUCAUAACUGGGGUUGGACAGGUGAUAAUACUCAAAACUUUUUUUACUCAUACUCACACUUCUCAAAAACAAACAUCAUCUAUGUAA